This is a messenger RNA of Pieris macdunnoughi, 729 nucleotides long. The record is from the annotation of a GenBank genome assembly. NCBI's taxonomy places the organism in Eukaryota, Metazoa, Arthropoda, Insecta, Lepidoptera, Pieridae.
AUGAGUGACUUAAAUUUUUGGAUUAUUAAUACAGCUCACUAUUUGUUUUACCUACAAAUCAUACAUACAAUGUAUAAUCUUAAUUGGUCAGAAUACAAUUGGGUAAAAACUAGACACAAAUAUUUCUUUAAAAUGUUGUCCGACAAUAGAAAAAAGUUUCUUUUAUUUGGGGCAUCUCUAGCAAUAUUACUUUACAAUAAUAUAAAGUUAUUUGAUCAACAUUUUGUUGUAAUCUUGAUUGCAUACUUCAUUAUGAAAUAUGAAAAAUUGGAGAAAUCUACGAUCAACUAUGGAGUUGGUAUGGCAUGUAGCUUCUAUGAAGGGAGUUCAAUAAAAAAGGAUCCAAGCUUACCAUACCUGGAAGCUUGCCAGUCUUUGGGAGACGUGAAGAAAGACCAGGCUGGUGUAAAGAACCGCAUAUACAGAAACAGUGCUUAUAAAAUUCACCGAGCAGGAACCGAUCCCGUAUACCUAGCCGUGGAGUGCGCUACACCACUACACACACUACACAAAGUUCUUAAGAACCGGACUAUAUAUGAAGAGCUGGGCAGCAUAAAUGCGGAAGAAGUAGUGUCUGAUUUCUGUGAAACCCUUGGGACUAUUAUCAGGAAGACCCCCGAGUGCAGAGGCAAAUGCGAGCUGGUCUAUUAUGACGACGAGGACCCAAACCAGAAUUUAGCGGAAAUUCUUCUUGACAGAAUCGAAACGUUAAGAAAUCUGAGACUAUAG